Messenger RNA from Trypanosoma cruzi, 857 nucleotides. RefSeq names its product cyclosome subunit, putative. The record is from RefSeq and is a predicted model, not a curated record. The annotation marks the transcript as partial. The transcript has a single exon. NCBI's taxonomy places the organism in Eukaryota, Euglenozoa, Kinetoplastea, Trypanosomatida, Trypanosomatidae.
AGGAGGAUCAGGCGGUCCGUAUGGUGACCCCCUGCCUGUUGCCUGACAAGAGUACAGUCACACAGAUCGAGAUUCGCAGUGCGCAGCACUACAACCUUACCAUCUACAACACAGGCUCCAACGUCAUUGAUGAUAGGGGUCUCGUUGUUCGUGUAUUGGAGAAAAAUGUGGUCCACACGGAUUCCGAAACAUUUUUGCGUAGUCCUAGCGAGGAACUUGUGGUGCACUGGAUAAAACGUCUUUUUCACGGGGAGCCACAGCAGCGCCCACGUCCUAUAGAAGCCACAGUCAUUCUUGACAAUGUUAACCUGUUGUUUGCGGCGCAGGAAAGUUUCUUGUCAGAGAUUGGCUCCACCGAAAACGACUUUUCACCGGAUUUUGUUAUGAACGCCCGGCGCACGUUGGUGAAACGUUACGGAGGUCUUUUGCAGCAUUGCGGGGCGAUGUCAUCCUGUCAUCCUCUUUCUCAGAUCAUCAUGAUGCAGAAGUCUCUCUACAGCGCAGCUGUAUCACUUUUGCAGAGUCUCAGGGAUGGUGCAGAAUGCUCAUGUGAUCUUGCACCCGUUUUGGAGUCUCUGCGCUUCUACAAUACCGCCACGGAGGCGGAGGCAGAAGGUGGAAAUGAGGGUGGUGGUCUGGUCACUUCUGUUGUCAUGAAAUGGCUUUCUCAAGCAUUACAUUUCUACGGCUUGGUCAGCAGUAUGGGAUCGUUAUCGCAGGUGUUAGCAGAUCACGCAUCAUUUCUUCAGCGGCGAGAGCAGCGCUUCCUUGCGCUCCAUUCCAUAAAUCAACAGCUUCUUCUUCAUCCACGAGUGCUUGAGGACCUUGUCGAAUGCUGUGUGGAGUAUAUAGAGUGA